AUGUCUUCUCCCCAGUACACCCCCGACCAACUCAAUCUAUAUCUCGAGCGCAUUCAAUAUCCCGAACCCGCCAACGCCACCCGCCUCCAAUAUGCGCAGCAGGCCAUCGCCACAGACGCCCUGGCGGCCCUGACCGAGCUGCAACGCCGUCACCUGGGCGCCAUCCCAUGGGGCAGUUCGGCGCUGCAUUAUUCCCAGCACAAGGCCAUCUCCAUCCACCCGACGGCCGUCUUUGAUAAGCUGGUCCAUCGCUGCCUGGACGGCUACUGUAUGGAGAACACGAACCUGUUCUACGGCGUCUUGCGCUCCUUGGGCUUUACGGUGUAUCCGACCGGCGGGAGGGUUUGUGAGGUUGCGGCCGGGGCGAAUCGGAAUCCGGGGAAGGAGAGGUUCUUUGCGCUGGGACAUAUGAUUCUGAUUGUGACGAUUGAUGGGAAGAAGUACAUGGUGGACGUAGGGUUCGGCAACAACGGACCGACCAGUCCCUUGCCUCUCGAGGAGGACGUCGUGUCCACCUGCAUCGCGCCCUCGGAGUCGCGACUAAUCCGCGAUAGUCUACCGGAGUUCGUAGACAAGACGCAGAAGGUCUGGAUCUACCAGAUCCGAUACACGCCGGACGGCGAGUGGCUGCCGCACUACUCGUUCUCGGAGGUGGAGUUUCUGCCGCAGGACUUCGGCGUCAUGAACUAUGCCACCAGCACGGGGCGCAACAGUUGGUUUACGCAGAGUCUCGUCUGCACGCGCGUCAUCCUGGACGAGGAGACGGGCACCCAGCCGCGGGGGCUGUAUGUUCUGGCCGGGAAGGAGGUCAAGAAGAGAGUGCAGGGGCAGACAGAGGUGGUGGCUACGUUUGAGACCGAGCAGGAUCGCGUCGCUGCGCUGGGGAAGUGGUUUGGUUUGCACUUCCGAGAUGACGAGGUGGAGGGGAUCCAGGGGUUGGUGUCCCAGAUUAAAUAG
Molecule: messenger RNA, 957 nt
Organism: Aspergillus affinis
Lineage: Eukaryota; Fungi; Ascomycota; Eurotiomycetes; Eurotiales; Aspergillaceae
Product: arylamine N-acetyltransferase family protein
Exons: 3
Coding region: 1-957 (318 amino acids)
Molecular function (GO): acetyltransferase activity
Source: RefSeq, a predicted model, not a curated record